This is a messenger RNA of Gastrolobium bilobum, 1159 nucleotides long. Its product is annotated as DNA replication complex GINS protein PSF3-like. The record is from RefSeq and is a predicted model, not a curated record. Gene Ontology annotation, biological process: mitotic DNA replication initiation. Bases 199 to 756 code for a protein of 185 amino acids. The transcript is spliced from 7 exons. Gene Ontology annotation, cellular component: GINS complex. Lineage: Eukaryota; Viridiplantae; Streptophyta; Magnoliopsida; Fabales; Fabaceae.
UCUCAUUUUCUCACUUCGAACAACAAGAAAGCCAGAAACUCACUCUCAACCCUCAGCUUCCGGCGGUUUAUCGGCGAAUUUCCGGCGACCCAGCGACAGCAACCACUUCCAGCGAAAUUUUCUUCUUCCAGUAGAAAGGGUUGUUUGCUCUUUCGAUGAGUUGAAAGAAAGUGCAAGAGCCGCAAGCUGGAGGAUUGGAUGGCAAAGUACUAUGACAUUGAUGAUAUUAUCACGGAGGAAGAGAUUGUGUCAGUUAUGUUUCAGAAGGCAGCAUCUGGAGUGGGAAUAGAUCCCAGUUCUGAGACGGACUUUAUUGAAGCAGGCUCAAAAGUUGAACUGCCUUUUUGGCUUGCUCGUGAGUUACAGUUGAGACAAGCAGUAUCAGUCAAUGUUCCUUCUUGUUUCAAUCAAAAAACAAGGUUAGAGAUCCAAGCUGAUUCUGCAUAUGUAGAUUUGAGGUCCAGAUGUCCAUUCUUUUAUGAAUUUGGUUGCAAGAUAGCACCUAUAGUUGCCGAUAGAACCAUCGGGUUUCUGUUGUUGUCUGCAUUUCAGAGUAGGUAUAAGGAAGUCCUCACUAAGGCACAUAGUUCAGCAUUUGCUGCUGGUUCCAAAUUCUGGACUAUUCUGACAAAAGAGGAGAUCAAUUUGUAUGAGACAGCUCAAUCCGCAAUGGCAUCCUUCAAGAAAUGGCGAAUGGGGGGACCCAUGUUUCAGAUAGCUUCUGUUCUGAGAAGAAAGAGAAAAUCAAAUGAAUAGUUGCUUUCUAACCUUACAUUUGUUUAGGGCAAUUGAUUUGGACCUGCAAAUUGCAAGAUGCGUUGAAAAAUGGACAAAAAACGUUAAAUUACUUAUGAUAUCCUUGUAAAAUCAAUACAAUGUGUUGUAAUUUUAAAUUGCUUGCGUAAGGUUAUGAACACGAGAAUUUAUUAUUAGUAUUAUUAUUGGUUGAGAAACGGGGCUAACAGCCCAAAACCUAAUAUUUUCAAGCAGCUUGAUUCCAAGUACUGGGUGUUGUCUACCUUUGGUCCUACGUGUCGUUCUUCCCUUAUAGGCCUGUUGCAGAGAAUUGCCAAGUCCAGUCAGGGAGUAUUGCAUUCGAGGAACAGUAUAUGCGUGAUUAUUAGCAUGUGACUGGUGUAUCAUUAUCAUUAGUAGGGUU